Messenger RNA from Glycine soja, 1511 nucleotides. RefSeq lists its product as uncharacterized. Lineage: Eukaryota; Viridiplantae; Streptophyta; Magnoliopsida; Fabales; Fabaceae. The coding region runs from base 515 to 1141 and encodes 208 amino acids. The record is from RefSeq and is a predicted model, not a curated record. The transcript has 4 exons.
UAAAACAUCUUUUUGUUUAUGUUGCAUAAUAUGUGAACGUGUUGAACUAGUCAAUGCACGUGACGGUGUUUAUGUUCUAUUCACCAGACUUGGUCGUUCACAAGAAACAACACACGACCAGGCAGAAGAAAACAACUUUGAAUUCCUCUACAACAAUUUGGAACCAUUCUAGAAAGCAACCUUAGUUACAAGAAUUGAUGGAAGCUUCGGGUAUGCGUGUCUUAUGGUUUGUUUUUCAUAUUUGAUGACUCUCACACACAAAAACAAACAUUAAUAAUUUAGUAGUUCGUAGUGAAGGCUAAGAAUAUACAAACACAACAGAUGGCAUGUUCUGUGCCUUUUAACAACAAGAAUUUGGAUAUAAGUUUCUUUGUUUUCAAGCCAACUAUUGUAAUCAUAGAUGACCUUGUUCAUGGACUCAAACACUUCUCCUUAACCACUGAGAGCCUUGGUUGUGUUCAAAGCUCUAUAUUUAGGAGCAUCCAUGGAAAUAUGAUUUGUUUUCCACGAGUUCAUGUUCAUGAAGAACUUCUAUCUUUCAGUGAAUGACAACUUCAGAUGCCAUUGCUUCAUGAUCAUAUGGUAUGGAGCAUGGCAGAGGCGGUCGAGUAAGGAAAAAGAGGAGCUGACCUCAACCCUUAAAUCAAUGUUAAGCAACAUAUCAAGCAUGGCUGUGUUAAUUGAACACAGUUUCCUUGAAGCAUACGGUGGAGAAUCAAGAGAUGGCUCUUCAACUGCAAAAUUCUCCACUGGGGACAUAAUAUCCUUGAACUCAGCAGUCACCACUACUAAUGACCUCAAUGACCUUUGCUACGCGGUCCUAGCCAUUUUAAGGUCACGCUUUGCAAAAAUGGAAGGCAUAACCGCUGGCCUUUGCUUCAAGGGACAAAGCAAACCCAGAGUGGUGUGCAUUCAUGUCUGGAAGUCUCUCCAUUUUUGUUACUCUUGGAUUCUCAACUCUGACCACAGAAAUUGGAUGAUGCCAUAUCUUGAACGCUUCUCUAUCAACAUGAAGUAUGAUAUUUUCCGAGUAGUCUAUGUUAGGGGUGACAAUGUGGUUGAUCUUAACUGCAUUUCUACUCAUCAGAUGUUAGAAAAUGGGAAAGAAAGUAGUAGGCAAGGGCAGGUUAUGCAGAACUGAGACUGCUGCAAAGGGUUUCAAAUUUAGAACCAUCAAAUUUGCCAAGUUAUCUUGUAAAUAUUGCAUAUUACUUUUUUAAGUUCAAUUUACGGAUUAGAACUCAAAGUUGCAUGUUACAUAAGUACCAUCCUGUGAGGCCUUCUCAACUAUUUAACAAAGCAAUACUGUGUAUAGGAAUGGCUUUGGACAGCAUGGUCUUAAUCUUCAGUGAAAGUACGGAUCGUACGGCAAGAUAGUUGUUUUCACUUUGAUAUGUAGAGAUUGAGAUAGGCAGGGUUUUUUAAACAACUUAGCUUUGUCACGGAAACAAUAAUUUUGUAAGUCAUUUUCAAAAUAUACAAGGUUUGAAUAGCAAUGUUCUAGUGAUUCA